UCACAUUUUAACCCGGAAGUAUAAUGACGUUACGGGAAGUUGUGUGUUAGAUGACGUUUGUAGUCGCUUUUCCAGUAAGGAAAACAGCUGCUGCGAGUUAAAGGAGUGUUUCAAUCAAAUACCAUUGGGCUGGUUCCACUGAAGUCUUGUGGUUAAGCUGUAGCGGGAAGUGUUUUUUUGGGGAAACCCCACCACAUUGGAUAAGCCUAAUUCUUUUAACAAGUUGACUGCUCUUUAACCAUAAACAUGGUUUUAGCUGAUCUGGGGAGGAAAAUAACCUCAGCUCUGAGGUCUCUCAGCAAUGCCACCAUCAUCAAUGAAGAGGUAUUAAAUGCUAUGCUUAAAGAUGUCUGUGCUGCCCUGCUGGAAGCUGACGUAAACAUCAAGUUGGUAAAGCAGCUUAGAGAGAAUGUCAAGGCAGCCAUUGACCUGGAGGAGAUGGCUUCUGGGCUAAACAAGAGAAGAAUGAUCCAGCAUGCUGUUUUCAAAGAGCUUGUCAAGCUGGUGGAUCCAGGAGUUAAAGCCUGGACUCCUACAAAGUGCAGGAACAAUGUUAUCAUGUUUGUUGGACUUCAGGGCAGUGGGAAAACCACAACAUGUUCUAAGCUGGCAUACUACUACCAGAGAAAAGGAUGGAAAACAUGUUUGAUUUGUGCAGACACAUUUAGGGCAGGUGCCUUUGACCAACUCAAGCAAAAUGCAACAAAAGCCAGAAUACCCUUUUAUGGGAGUUACACAGAAAUGGAUCCUGUGAUCAUCGCUUCAGAGGGUGUGGAAAAAUUCAAGUCAGAAAACUUUGAAAUAAUCAUAGUUGACACUAGCGGUAGACAUAAACAGGAAGACACACUCUUUGAAGAAAUGCUUCAAGUGUCAAAUGCUGUGCAACCAGACAACAUAGUGUACGUGAUGGAUGCUUCCAUCGGUCAGGCUUGUGAGGCUCAGGCCAAGGCCUUCAAGGACAAGGUAGACGUGGCUUCUGUUAUCGUCACCAAACUGGAUGGCCAUGCCAAGGGUGGUGGAGCACUCAGUGCUGUGGCGGCCACAAAGAGUCCCAUAAUUUUUAUCGGUACAGGCGAACACAUUGAUGACUUUGAACCUUUCAAGACUCAGCCUUUCAUAAGCAAACUGCUCGGCAUGGGAGACAUUGAGGGACUGAUUGACAAAGUGAACGAACUAAAACUUGAUGACAAUGAGGAGAUAAUUGACAAGCUCAAACAUGGUCAGUUCACACUCAGAGAUAUGUAUGAACAGUUUCAAAACAUCAUGAAGAUGGGACCUUUUAGUCAGAUCAUGGGCAUGAUCCCAGGCUUUGGAACAGAUUUCAUGAGCAAAGGCAAUGAGCAGGAGUCUAUGGCCAGACUAAAGAAACUCAUGACAAUAAUGGAUAGUAUGAAUUACCAGGAACUCGACAACAAAGAUGGUGCUAAGCUCUUCGGUAAGCAACCUAACCGCAUCCAGCGAGUGGCCCGUGGAUCUGGAGUGGCUACCAGGGAUGUACAGGAGUUACUCACCCAGUACACAAAGUUUGCCCAGAUGGUCAAGAAGAUGGGAGGAAUUAAAGGCUUGUUUAAAGGAGGGGACAUGUCCAAGAACGUCAACCCAUCACAGAUGGCGAAAUUGAACCAGCAGAUGGCUAAAAUGAUGGAUCCCAGAGUACUUCAUCACAUGGGUGGCAUGCCCGGACUUCAGUCCAUGAUGAGACAGUUUCAGCAAGGAGCUACUGGCAACAUGAAAGGAUUUAACAACAUGUGAACCCCUGAGCCUGCAAACAGAGGACACGGAACCAUCUGAUGGUUUUAGCAAACAAAACCUGGGCAGAUGUAGAUGGUUUGAUUUGUAUAUCUUGCCACAAGUAAUUUAAUUUUUUUCCAGUUUUUCUGGAAGAGGAUUGACAAUGGGGACUGUUAGGAGAAAUGUAUGUCCUGAGUUCAAUCCAGAGAUGUUUAAAAUGUCUUGUGAUGUCAGAGAGUGUUCCGCUUGGCAACUAUAUACACGGACAUCUUCACUGUAUUCCCAGGAACAUUGGUAACUAAACACUUUCACAAUUUCUAAACUGGAAAUAAAGAUAUGAAUACUUAUAUAAAGAUUGUAUGAUUUUACAGUAAUUAUGAUGAUCUUUAUAAGUAGAAAUAGUGGUUUAUUGUAUAUUUGACUUGUUCUGAUUUCUUGGUUUCCCAUAGAAAAGCUCUGUCUUUGUAUUCAAGAUAAAUACAGUAGUUGCAAAGUAGUAUGCAGGAAUUAUUUGUCAAUGUUAUAAUAAAAUUUAAAUGGCAACAUUUUAACCGUACGUCUUUUUACCAUCCCAUUUUUCACUUUAAGAAAAUCUGUCAUCAACUAUUUCUGAUUUAUAUGUACAUUUGUAUGCCAUACUUUGUAAGGCAACACCUUAUUCUGCAGGUGUUUUUGUAGCUUGGUAAUGCAAAUUUGCAGAGAGAUUUGUAGAUGCUCAAGUCAAUAGUGAUCUUUGUGUUAUACCAAACAUGAUUACUCCAACAAAUCAGUGUUUUAAAUAACUCAUUACAUUACAGUUAAUAUAAGUAAAUAUUGAGUGUUUUUAGAAGUACUUAAAUCGUGCUAAACCAAGGAAACUACAAUUACGC
Molecule: messenger RNA, 2600 nt
Organism: Xyrauchen texanus (razorback sucker)
Lineage: Eukaryota; Metazoa; Chordata; Actinopteri; Cypriniformes; Catostomidae
Product: signal recognition particle 54 kDa protein-like
Exons: 17
Coding region: 247-1752 (501 amino acids)
Biological process (GO): SRP-dependent cotranslational protein targeting to membrane; SRP-dependent cotranslational protein targeting to membrane, translocation
Cellular component (GO): signal recognition particle, endoplasmic reticulum targeting; cytosol
Molecular function (GO): GTPase activity; 7S RNA binding; GTP binding
Source: RefSeq, a predicted model, not a curated record